Molecule: messenger RNA, 1690 nt
Organism: Aedes albopictus (Asian tiger mosquito)
Lineage: Eukaryota; Metazoa; Arthropoda; Insecta; Diptera; Culicidae
Product: cleavage stimulation factor subunit 2 tau variant
Exons: 3
Coding region: 417-1628 (403 amino acids)
Biological process (GO): mRNA 3'-end processing
Cellular component (GO): mRNA cleavage and polyadenylation specificity factor complex
Molecular function (GO): mRNA binding
Source: RefSeq, a predicted model, not a curated record
ACAUCUAAAUAUACCGCAAGUCGUAUUUUCAAUAAAAUAUAUCGAAAUAUUGCAACUUCUGUUAAACCAGCAACAAGCUUGGCAUUACAGAUUAUUUUCAUGGAUGAUAAAAAAGUGAUUAAUAAUUAGAAAUAAUAGAGCAGUAUGGAAUUAUUCCUGGAAAUGCAAAAUUUUCCCGGUGGCAAUCUGAAUUCCCGAAUAUUUCCCGGUUUUUUCCCGGUGAUUCCGAAUUCCCGGCUUUUUCCCGGUUCUCCCGGUUUUCCCGGUUCGCUGGCCACCCUGCUAGUACUACACUGCACCGGCUGUCACGUUUUCAAAAACAACAAGAGCGCUUUUUCUGUUUUCCUACAACAGUUCGACAAAAGUUGCGAAUUUUUGGCUAUUUCUACGUGAAAUUUAAUCAUAAAUUGCUGAAAAUGGGUGACAAAGAUCAAAGCAUCAUGGAUAAAUCCAUGCGAUCCGUAUUCGUCGGAAACAUUCCAUACGAAGCAACAGAGGAGAAGCUGAAGGAUAUUUUCUGCGAAGUUGGUCCGGUCAUCUCCUUGAAAUUGGUGUUUGACCGCGAAAGCGGAAAGCCAAAAGGAUAUGGGUUCUGUGAGUACAAGGAUCAGGAAACGGCGCUCAGUGCAAUGCGUAACCUCAAUGGGUACGAAAUCGGGGGACGUGCAUUGCGAGUGGAUAACGCUUGUACGGAAAAGUCCCGUAUGGAAAUGGCAGCGUUGUUGCAGGGUCCGCAGAUUGAUAACCCUUAUGGGGACCCAUGUGACCCGGUGAUGGCUCCGGAAAUAGUGACCAAAACGGUAGUUUCGUUGCCUCCGGAGCAGAUGUACGAGCUGAUGAAGCAGAUGAAAACUUGCUUCCAAAACAACCCGGUGGAGGCUCGCAAUAUGUUGCUGCAGAAUCCGCAGUUGGCCUAUGCUCUUCUUCAGGCGCAAGUGGUCAUGAGAAUUGUCGAUCCGGCCACGGCCGUCACGUUUCUCCACAAGGCGAAUCAGAUGCCUCUGGUACUGACCGGAGAUACGAUGAGCAUUCCACCGUCGCAACAUUCACCGAUUCCCAUGCCGGUACCAGCUCCGAUGCCGGUUCCUCCCGUUGGUGGAGGACCGCCUUCAUUUGCUCCGAGUGCCGGACACGACGUAGAUUUACGCAAUGUCGACCCUCGUCUGUCGCGCCAGCUCAAUCUGGAUCAGGAUAUGCGUUCGCUCCCGGCCGCAGGCCCCGUAGUGCCAUCCGCUAUGGACAAUUUCAAUCAACGUGGCGCUCCUCCGCCGCGUCCGAUUGGACCACAGGCACCGCCUGCACAGUCUAAUCCGUUCCCGGUCGAUCCUCGUCAGCGACCGGUAGAUCCGCGACAAGGUCCGAAGGAUCCGCGCCAACAACCGGGUGGAUCGAACCGGCCACCAACGGUUCCACCGCCGCCGCCGUCAUCAUCCUCGAUGGCAGCGGCCAGUGCAGCCGCCGCAGCUUCGUCCAACGGGAUUCCAAACGAUGCAUCCGACCAGGAGAAGGCCGCUCUCAUCAUGCAGGUUCUGCAGCUUUCGGAUGAGCAGAUUGCAAUGCUCCCUCCGGAGCAACGAACAAGCAUUCUGGUGCUGAAGGAACAGAUUGCCAAGAGUACCCAACGCUAGGAAUUUGCCUUGGAACAUGGUGAGCAAAUUCGUAUACAAUAUAAUUAAUUGAUUCACGCCGA